GUCCUGGACAUAACCAUGGCGGUGUAUACUUUCACCUUCCUGUGCGCCUUGAGCGUCUUUGCUGCUCUCCAGGUUCCGAGCACCGACGCAUUCUUUUUUGAUUGGUUUGGAGGAUCAUCAUCUUCAGAAGAGGAACAACCCUCUCAACGACUGUCCAUCAGCAAAGCUGAUCAGAAUGAGAUCGUGAACAAGCACAACGACGUGAGAAGAAGUGUUCAGCCCACUGCUAGCAACAUGAUGAAAAUGAGCUGGAGCAGCGAGGCUGCAGCCAACGCUCAGAAAUGGGCCGACAAGUGUACCAUGAAGCACAGUCCUGACAGCUCCAGAAAGAUCAGCUCUAGCGAAUGUGGAGAGAACCUGUACAUGUCUAGCGGGAAGAAAACUUGGAGCCAAGCUAUUCAAAAAUGGACAAACGAGGUGAAGGACUGGCGCUACGGAGUGGGAUCUAUCAACGGAAAAGUGGUUGGACACUACACACAGAUGGUUUGGCACAACUCUAACAAGGUUGGCUGUGGUAUAGCCUACUGUCCCAACAGUGACUACAAGUACUACUACGUCUGCCAAUACUGCCCACCUGGAAACUACCAGUACGCUCGUCCCUACAAAUCAGGACGCUCCUGCGGUGACUGUCCCAAUGGCUGCGACAACAAACUGUGUGGUAGUAUUGCAUCUGGAGGCACCUCGCAACGCUGUCGCUACAAGGACAAGGCCUCUAACUGUCGCUCGUUGAAGCAGCAGCUGAGCUGCAAACAUGGCCUGGUGGCUUCUUGGUGUCCCGCCUCCUGCAAGUGUUGAUUUAAUGCCACAAGUCCACAUGGACUCUGAGUCAUCAGUCACUUUCAAUAAAUGAUACACUUUGA
This is a messenger RNA of Epinephelus lanceolatus (giant grouper), 860 nucleotides long. Lineage: Eukaryota; Metazoa; Chordata; Actinopteri; Perciformes; Serranidae. The record is from RefSeq and is a predicted model, not a curated record.